AUGGGAAAUGACCAAUACAAAUGUGGGGAAUGCUACAACCCAGUUCAGAUAGAUGAGAGCUUGAAACAGCUCAAUUCGUCACAACUUAAAUCGUUGAUCAAUGCAAAACAGAGUUUGGAUAUUAAUGCUGAGAAUGAAUUGAACCCACAAGAUUACUUAUCUGUUGAUAAGUUGAAGCUUUAUGAUCAGCUUCCGAAACAAGCAAGGCCAAUGGUUUUCAAGAGCUACUUUGACAGCGAAGAUGAGGAUAGCGAUGAAGACGAGGGAAAUUUACACUUGGCUAAUUCAAACACCAGUUCAGAUAUCAACUCGUAUUUAGUAGUGGAAGAGGACCAUGCGAAUGAAUCAGAGCAAGAAGUGGUGGACGAAGGAGGAUUUGAACUUAGACUCUCAAGCCGUAUCAAAGUUUUAGAAACCAUAUUCAACAUUUUGUCAAAUACCCAAGAUAUCGAGCAUCCUCUUGGUGAAGAUUGUGCUAAUUUACUACUAGAGAAUUAUCAACUCAAGUUUGAUCAAUCGCAAAAGGAAAAAGACCAGUAUGUGGCGUUUUUGCGAAAGUUGAAAAUGCAAGAUCAGAAAUUGAAUUUGCAUCAAGAGAAUGGAGAAAUCUUGAACCAUGUGGAAGAUGGUAAUCUUGAUCAACUGUUGAGCGAAUUUAAAAACUUGAAGGAGGUGGAAAGGGACCGCCUAAGUGAGUUGAAAAAGUUGGAGAAUAACCGAAAAGAAUUGGAAUCAGAAUUGCAAUCAAAUAAAGAAGAAUUGGCAUCAAUGCAACACAAAGUAGAUGAUAUACUACGACUCCGAAACGAGCUCCAGCUUGACCUUGGGGACAAGCAGACCAAAUUGGAGCAGCUUAAAGCGUCAUACAAUAUACACUUGAACCACAUUGACAGUCUACGCAGCUCCAACAUUUACAAGUUGAUGUUUGAUAUCAAAAUUUAUAAAAAAUAUGCCAUGAUCAAUGGAUUUCGCAUAGGUUACAAGAUUGUCUUACCCGAGGUUAAUGCUGCAUUGGGACAAAUUGUUUUACUUCUCACAUUGAUAACCAAACGCCUUGAUCUCAAAUUGAUUCAUUACAAGUUGGUCCCCAUGGGGUCGCAAUCACAUAUUGUCAAGUUUACAGAUUCGGAAAAUGGUACCCGUCAAAAGAAAGUUCUCAAUUUGUAUUCAUCAGAUGAGUUCACCUUGGGCCGGCUUUUCAAUUUUAACAAGAUGGAUGUGGCUAUGAUUGCAUUGUUGGAGAUUGUUGCACUAGUCGAGACACAAUUGAAAAAAAUCGAUACCGAACUAGAACUACCGUACAGGAUUUAUUCAGGGUCUGAAAACACAUCUAUGGAGCUUGAGUCGGGUUCGUUUAGCAUUGACGUGGACAACACACCCACUAGAGCCAAUUAUCCUGCUUUGGGGGAGUACAAUCAUUGCAUCAUCAAGAGAUCAAAUUUCAGGCUUAUUAACGAAGGUAUGAUUCCCAGAGUUUUACCUGAACCAAGGGCUGGAGGUACCACCAAUUGCGUUCAACUGUUGCAAAGCACGUCAACCCCCUCUUCAAAAGUCAAUUGUAUUCGCAGCUCUCCGUUUGUUGCCAGCCUGGACUUUGGUUUCAAGAGAAGCUCACCCAUGGUAAGUGCGUUGCCAGAUGAUUUUGCUAAAUCCAACGAGGUGUACAGGCACAUUUAUGGAUCCAGUUCCUUCAUUGACAGCCCGUUUAUUCACCGAAACUCGAGUGCCAGAUCAAAGCUAAACCAAGAUUGCAUUUGGGGAGUCACUCCCAAGUGCAACAACGAGAUCGUCUCUGUGCGAAACACAAGUGCAAGGAGAAGCAAUGCAUCAUCGGUUAUGAGCAUUGAACUGAUUAUGAAUCCAGUGUCGCCAGUGAAGAAAAAGCGUGUCGAAUUUCGACCACUGCGUGGAAAUGAGUACUAUGGUGUAACUUUGGGAGCUACUCAGAUUGAGGAUUUUGAGUAUGGAAAAGACUCGGAUGUUCAAUGGAGAGAAGAUUUUUGCAGCACAUCGUAUAAGAAACACAAUCAGUACGAUCAAUUUAUCGUGACCAUCAAACUACCCCACGACUUUAAAUCGAGGCUCUUGGCUCUCAAGAAAAGAGGGGAACUCGGGGUUAAGGGCAAUGUUCAAGCAGUUGGCGUCAACAAAGUUGGUGUUACGUCUUCAAAAAGACGUGGUAGAAGAAAGCGUGAGAUUACAAAGGAUGUGAGACACCACCAACCAGUCAAAGCAGUCCCAAAUAAGAAGCUUGCAACCGAGAAGCAGUAUCCGUUGGAGCCUCCUGUCAAACCACUUGCCAAGAAAGCCAAGUCAAAAAAGUACGAUUCAGAUGAAGAGUAUAUACCUUUUGCUGACGAGGAGUUUGAUAUUCCAAGGCCUAAAAAGCGCGUGAAAUUGGGCCCUAAUUGUGUCGCAAAGAAGAGAGACCCCAUUGUGAGAUCGAAACAUGGGUGCUGGACAUGCAGGAUUCGCCACAAGGGAUGCGACGAAGAACAACCAAGAUGCGGCAAUUGCAAACGGUUGAAUUUGGAGUGUGAUUUCUCUUCAAUGCGUCCAGAUUAUAUGCUGAAUGAUAAAUUACAUGCUGCAAAGUUGAUUGAAAUAAGAAGCGUUACUGAUAAGAUAAAGAGGCAUGGUCCAAAAGUAGUUGGAACUGGUUGCUGA
Molecule: messenger RNA, 2667 nt
Organism: Lodderomyces theae
Lineage: Eukaryota; Fungi; Ascomycota; Pichiomycetes; Serinales; Debaryomycetaceae
Product: atg6
Exons: 2
Coding region: 1-2667 (888 amino acids)
Biological process (GO): regulation of DNA-templated transcription; autophagosome assembly; late endosome to vacuole transport
Cellular component (GO): phosphatidylinositol 3-kinase complex, class III, type I; phosphatidylinositol 3-kinase complex, class III, type II; phagophore assembly site
Molecular function (GO): zinc ion binding; DNA-binding transcription factor activity, RNA polymerase II-specific
Source: RefSeq, a predicted model, not a curated record